This is a messenger RNA of Micropterus dolomieu (smallmouth bass), 1864 nucleotides long. RefSeq names its product asparaginase homolog (S. cerevisiae) (gene aspg). Gene Ontology annotation, cellular component: nucleus; cytoplasm. Bases 152 to 661 code for a protein of 169 amino acids. The transcript is spliced from 7 exons. Lineage: Eukaryota; Metazoa; Chordata; Actinopteri; Centrarchiformes; Centrarchidae. Gene Ontology annotation, molecular function: protein binding. The record is from RefSeq and is a predicted model, not a curated record.
CCAAAACUUGUUUAAAAGAUUUAAUUCAGAGUAGCAGUUUUUUCAUGAAUGUCUGUAGGAGUUGGAAGCCAUCCGUGAUGCCCUGACUCCCCCAUUGGCAUGUGCUGCUGCUAAGCUUGGAGACAUAGAGGCCUUAGAAGCCCUGAAGGAAAUGGGCAGCAACUUGUGUCUGGGUGACUAUGAUGGGCGUACACCCCUACAUGUUGCCUCCUGUGAGGGCCACCUCGAACUGGUGAAGUACCUAUUGAGUCAUGGAGCUACAGUCUAUGCUAAAGAUCGCUAUGGGGACACACCGCUAUGCAAUGCUGUACGCUUCAGGCACAAAAAGGUUGUGCAGCUGCUGAGGAUGACUGGGGCCCACUUUUCCAGAGACGAGUUGGAGGAAGCAGGAACCGAAUUGUGCAACUUGGCAGCCAGCGGUGACCUGGAGGGCCUGGAAAUCUGGAGCCUUGCCGGAGCAGAUCUGAAUAAACCAGGCUAUGACGGACACACAGCAAUUCAAGUGGCCAAAGCUGUUGACAAAAAGGAUGUGGUGGCAUUUUUAGUCAAACUCAUGAGCAAUAAAUCUAAGACAGUAUUUGGGGAAUUUAAUGAAUAUGAUGAUGAUGAUGAUGAGAACGGUGGAGUGAUCGAGUUCACCGCCACCCCAAGAGGACUGUGAACUAAUGCUACCUCAUCCAACAGGAAACCACCCUGUGCUUGCGUCCACUUCCUGCCAAACCAUCCUCGACACGUCGUCCAAUGUCCUGUUGAAUUUCACGCUCGCUCUUCACUUUGAAUGUCUGCACCAUGCUUAUAAUCACAUACUGUUUUAAAGCCAUCCCUGCUUACAGUUUUCCCCCCAAAGCCAUUGAUAGCACAACUUCGUGUAACCACUGCUGUGAGUGCACAAAGCCCUAAAAGGAAACACUCAAUGUUUAUGUUGGAUUGUUGCACAGUAUGAAGCAUAGUAUCAUCAUGAAUGUUUGAAUCAAAUACUUUUUAUUACUAAGGGUGAUCUUCAACUGAGCUGUUUUAAUCAUGGAGAGCGCUGAAACCUCCCAUUACUCCUCACUCAACAGUGAAAGACAUCUGACUACGAUGACAUUACUUUUUAAAGUAAUGCUGUUUUUUGCUAUAGCAAUAUAAGCGUGAUGUCUGGAAGUGCAGGGUACAUUCACAGAUUUUAUUUUUAUGCGUAUUUCUACAGUGAGCUGUUGUAAAGUAGCAUGUAAACUAAUGAAAAACAAGGUUGUAUUUUUGUUAUCAGGGAUGUUCAACUGGAAUACUUUUUGGCUUAGGUUGAAAUAUACCUGAGCCUGUAGCAGAAGGGCUUAAUUUCCUUCUGCUCAAACAAGCACGAAAACCUGCAGUCACCUUUCAGACUCAUCCAGCCUGUUCCGUGUGCGGAUUGUCGAGCUGGAAGAGUUGCAUAUCUCCCUUUUGAAAUGGAAAAGGGAAAUUCAGACUAUAGUGUGAGCCAGAUAAAGACUUUUAACUACAGUAGUUUCUGUGUUCUUGUAUGCAUUUUGAAUGUGCUCUUGCGUUCGUGAUUGCAACAAAUAACCUGUUGUACUUUACUUAUCUUUCUUGUGCAACAAACCUAUUGUGUUAAACAUUGCUGCUCUUGUUUGAUGUAAUUUACACUUCAAACCAGUCUAGCAUUUUUUUUACACUUUAAUGUUAUCAUCGUUAAGAAAAUCUUCUGUGAUUACAUGUGACUUUAAAGUGCAAACAAAUUUGAAAUGACUUGAAAAUGUGUCCUGCUCUUUCCAAAUGCUGUUACUAUUUCACUGUUGUGUUCAAAAAGUGUGAGAAAAUGAUUCUUUGGUCUCUUUUAUUCUGUGUGGGGGUGAAGUAACAGAAAUAAAUGUCUUGUUUCAAA